ACUACCCACUUGUUCGGACUGUGCUUAGCAUUGCUGUACGCGUGUAUUUUGUGUAUAUUUCAAUGGGGAUAGGGAGAUGUAAGAUUUCUCUCUCGAAUCAAGGAUCACAGCGAACGGAAUCAAGGAUUAAACUAUGUGAAGUGUGUUUUGUUGUGUAUAUUCGGAACGCCUGAACUGGACAUGAGUAAUUUUGAAUCAAAAUAAGGCGAAAUCGACGGAUUGAGGAAAAAAGUCGCCCCAGAAAUAACUGUUUUGUUUGAACAUUCGUCGGUGUUUUGGUAUUCAAGUGAAGAACCUUUUGAUAGAUUACUAUGGUAGAACUGGGAUAAAGUGGAAAUUCGGCCAAAUGGUCAACAAAGCACCGUAGAUUGAACGCGCCUCCAUUAAUGUUAUGCCUGGACUAUUUGGUGUGGAAAUUGACAGCUACGUGAACCCGAGGUCUGCGCACACCGAUGCCAUUUUAAUGCAACGGGGUAUGAGAAGGUGUGUGUUUACUGAAAUCUCUAUUCAAGCUCGUGUAUAACGUGGAGCCAAGAAACACCGAAGACGAUGGUUGUGCUUUUGUUGUUGCUGUUGUAGACGUCGUAGGCCGUCGCGUCGGAAAACAGAGACGACCCAGCGAGGUAUCGCGGAGGCAACACAAACAAAAAGUUGUAAAAAUUUCUCUGAAUUAAUAAGAGGCAUAGGAAUUGAGAGGAUAGUGACGCAGGGUGCGUUGAAACGCAAGAGAAGAAUAAUAUUUGUCGGUGUGGCUUUUUUGUCGGUGCCUACGGAUAAGGAGGCAAAAUAUUUUACUUUUCUCUGAACGCGGAGAUCUUUACGGGUUGCCUGUCUUCUACUUUUCGGGAACGGAGAGUGAAAUAACAAAUUCUUCAUAGACAGCUAUUCAACCGCGCGUUCUCCUGGCACCCCGAACCCUGGGACACAUCCAAUGGAAUCGAUAUCACGCGGGGAAUUGUAGUAAAUAGUUUGGAGAAUUCAAAACAUAUAUAUCGGGAAUUUCGGUGUGUUGUUGAGUUUCGAGCGGUGUUCUCCGUUUUGGAGGUUGCACAGCUAAAAAUGAGACGAAAUAAAUCUUCCUUCUGCGUUACCUGGGUAGGGAAGUGAUGGAAAUGGCAAUAAGCGAAAGCGUAGAUCGGUGUGCUUGCGUGCGUAUUUUGAAGCGAAAAGUGGUGUUUUGAUAAAAAAUGGUAUAGGUGAAAAUUAAGGAUAUGUGAGAGAAAAAACGCGAGCAGAAGUGUUUCGAAAAGUAGAAAUAAAUAAAUAUACGCACUCCGAGGAAAUUUGAUAAAAGCAACGAUGAUCAUCUCCCGUUAGAAAAUGUGUGACGAAUUGAAAAUUGUGUUCUAUUGAGCACGAAACUCUAGACGUGCCGAAGCUUUUAACUGGCAAAGUUUUCCACUGGCUGAUAACGAGCCGAAGAACGUAAGCAGAGAAGGUGAACAUGGCUGGUAACAUCGUGAAAUGGUGGAAACAUAAGAUUCUUGGCGGCUACAAACAGUUUACAGUGCUUCAGGAAUGUGCGACCGAUUCGGAGGAGCUGAUCUACCCCGUUCGAGCCCCGUCCGCCUGCAGUGCACCGCCGGAUCUGCUGCUGACUAGCGACCGGGAGCAGAUGAUGAAAGUGAAAAGUUCCAAGCAGCAAUCGCACAACGCGCAACAGACGCCAUCGUCACAUCAUCAAUCAUCGCAGCAGCAGCAACAAAAUGCUAGCCAUCACCAUCAUAAGACGUCACCGGCGAAUACACAGCAGCAAUCACACCAGCAACAUGCCAAGGACACUUCGUUCCGGAAAGGCUCCGGCAAGGCGACCACUGUUAAAAGUGAUCCCGAUAGGGUGCGAUUGGAGGAGUUCACAUGCGAUGUGUCAUUGCAAGGGGGCAAGAAACCUCAGCCACUGCAAUUUUCUUUCACACUCUAUGACCUCGACGGUCACGGAAAAAUCACCAAAGAUGACAUCGCUGGCAUCGUGUCCACGAUCUACGAAUCUAUAGGAAAAUCGGUAGUAGUUCCUCAUUACGGUAGCAAGACUAUAAACGUGCGGCUGACGGUGUCACCGGAUGGAAAAUCCAAAGCCAACGGUUCCGGGGUGAAGAAAGCUGCUAUCACACCUCGGCGGCGCUACCGGCCACGAAAACUCAUUUCCGACGACGAUGGAAGCGAUACCUCGGAAAACUGCGGAAGGGUAAUGCGUACCAGGGCGAACACGGCAGUGGCCAAUGCUACUACAAUCAACAACAACAUCAAACAGAAGGAACCUAACGCAACGAAGGGGGACAACGCGGUUGAUUGCCAGAGUAGUGGGCUGGGCAAGAGUUCGGAAGCUGUUGAAGCUACGUUUCACAACAACUUGAAUGGAAAAGGGAAAAAUUCUAACAUGAAGAACGAUAAUAUCUACGAAAGUAUCAACAACUUGAAAUCCUGUAAUAUUCAAGCAGCACAGGCAUCGAAAACCGGUAUCGCAUUGCACCAAACAUCGGUCGCGUUGAACAAUUCCACUGCUACAACGGUUAUCUGCCGGGAUUGUUCUUUGGAAGGAUGUGCGAUUGAUGAAACACUCCCGUUGGGAACGGUAGUCAUUCCAGCUGCUGCCGCCGCUACUCCAGCGGUCAUCAGCAGCCGAGCUAAGCGGAAGGUAGUACGGAAGUCAAGAUCCUCACGUAAAGCUACCAAAAUGGCGGAAGAUUUCGGUAGACCAAGAGCUCGCAGUCUGUCAGUGGGAAACGAAAACUUCUACGAGAAUAUGCUCGAAAAUCCACAGGAAGAGUGCUGGAAAAGUUCGCUGUGUCGACGAGAGCUGAUCGAAAUCAUUCGGGAUAGUAUGGUGAAGAAUAGCCUUUGUUUUCAACCAAAUAGAAAACCAUCGGAAAGUUCACCAAAGCAUCGUCACCGAUCUCAUACGAUCUCGGCUCGAGUUGGCAACGGCGAUCAGUGCGGGGAAGCGGUUGUGGCGACUCAGCAGGCGUUAAUGGCUGCUCAUGAGACCAAUCUAUGCGGGUACGAUUCCUAUCUACAUCAAACCAUUUGUGCAGCUGCCAGUGCUAAACAUGCUGCACUACAUCUAAACGGUGGUGUAGUUGGAAAUGGCGGUGUAUUCACAGCCCUUCCCGUUAUGACCAGUACUCCAAACCGACUACUGCAACACCACAGUCAUCACGCUAAGGCAAAGCGAAAGGAGCAUCGUCUGGCUAUAGCUACGCGCAACCAAUCGCAUGUAUCUAUAGGGCAGCCAGUUAAACUAAGUACCGCAUUACUCAGCCAGCAGUAUCCGAAUCUCUCCGCCGAACAAAAACUAACGCGGUCUAUCAACCAAGUCGAAAAAUGGUUGGAUCACCGUACUCCGAAAUUGACAAACAAAUUGAAAUUGGCAGAGGAAUUAACGGAAAGAAAUGCUCGAACAACGGCGGUUGGUUCGAAGCUCAAAAGGUCGAAGAGUAAGGAGGAGCUUGCUCAGAAAUCACCUAAAUAUGACAAUGUGCUUACGGCUGAUCUCCUACUGGAGAACCUGAAGAUCACAGAAGAUAUUGCGGAAUUGAGCGUGGUGACUCCGAAGAAAGCCUUCAACAAGGAGUGUCUUAUUAGUUCGGCCACCAAAAAGAACAUUCGAACCCACCACACGACCAAAACUAUAUCAACGAUUGCACCAUUGGGCUCAACCACUGCCGACAAGUCAUCUAAGGAUUUGAUCCAGCUACAGUACGCCUCCAUUCCGAUCAAUGCUCAUCCGAGUGAGUGUGAAAAUUUAAUUCGUGUGUCCGAUGCCGAAGAAGAACAACCUCAGCAGCCGAGCCUGCAGCAACAACCGUCUGCCGCUAGCACUCCAACCCAUCAUCAUCAUCACCAUGUAGGCGACAAUUCAGGAUCUUCCGCAUCGGCAAUUUCCACCACUGCCGUACAUCGAUACGUACACGAACACAUUCACCAUCACUAUCAUCAUUUCGAAAACGACCCGGAUGAAUCUUGAGGUUUGGUCGGCGAGGACGAAGGUGAAUUCUCACCCUCGUCCUCGGGAAAUCGGUGCUUAGAACUGGAUUUGUUAGAUUAAUAAGCUUGAGAAGAAUGUUUGGUGGGACCAUUGUUGGGUUGACAUUUUUGUUUGUUCAAAAGGUGCCAAGUUGGUCGAAAUAGAAGGUAAAAUGGCAAUUUACUUUAUUCAUUCGUUGGCAGCUUAAUAUAAGCAUGUUUACCAAAAAUAAUUGUCUGUUGACCACACUUUUGUUAAAAAUGUUUCUCGUUUCGUCAAAGAAUUAAUUUCCAUUCUACUAUCAACAACUAUCCUGAAGAUUUCUCGUGUAAUUUGGGGUAAAUCUUGCAGUAAAAUAACCAGAAACGACAGCUGUUCGUUUGCAAUGAUAGCUUUGUUCCAAACGAGCAAACGAUUUGUCAACUACAAUUUAAAGCUAACGAAACUGCCUAGAUUUCGGAUUAAGUGUUAUGAAUUGCUGCCAACAUUACGGCAGAGUUUCUCAAUGUUUUCUCUUUCAACUAAUUCAGCACCUUUACAAUGUUAAAAAGCAAUUCAACGUGGUUCCACUGAACUACUGAACAAACUGACAGCCAUUUCAUUACACUGACUAGUAUAACACUGUAACCCUAUUUAUAUGUACAUUUAUAUAUCACUCCGCUUGAGUAUAGGUUGGGCGGAAUCAGCCAGAAGAUGUAAGCUGCUGUAUAAAUAUUCUACUAUUUAACGAACAGUUAUAUGUACUUACAAAUCUGAUCAAACAAACUAUGUUUAGAAUCUCAUACAAAUCAUAUUGAAAACCGUUUGGAAGUAAAUUUUGAAAAAAACGGAAUACUGCCAAUUUUCAAAGUAGAAAACAAAAAUAAAACAAUAUAACGAUGGUCAGAGAUAAUAUACCAGUUAUCAUGAAUUGUAUACGCAUACUGUAACCAAUAGAAUUUCGACUGUAACAACGUAGAGGAAUGCGGUUACCUUACAAAACUGACAAGAAUAUCCUAUCAAAAAAGUGCAAAACGUUGCUGAACAGCUAACAUGUUCACCAAAGUAUAAGCUAAACUGUAUUGGGUCAUACGUUUGAGUUAUUCAGCCUUUCAUAAACUAUAGCUUGUAGUGACAGUGGGUAUUUAUUUACUUGUUUCUUCACUUCUGAAUAUAAUGUGUCUCCUAUCUCCUGUUUGCAAAUAAAUAAAUCGAAGAAAAAUCACCCACCUGAUAGCUUUCUGUAAGCAAGUAGUUUGUUACAAUUGUUGUAAAUAUCUUACCUAUUAAUGAAUGUUAUAAGAACUGAUAGAGAACAGGUCACUAUCGCAGUGUUGCAUACAAAUUAAGAAGAAAUGGCGAAAGGGGACGGAAAUAUUAACAGAAACUUACAAGACUGAUUUCAUGUUAUUCUUAUUAUUAUGGUUAUAGCUCAGUAGAGUUAUGGAACAAUUAUCGAUACUGUAUAACUCUUGUUUUUAAUAGAAAACCGAACAACGAAACCUCUACAGUUCUGAUUCCGAAUUUGUAUUUGAUUUCAGCCAUCUUUCCCAUUUCCCUUACAAAGGUUUCCAAUAAUUUCUUCAAAAUUUAGAGUAUCUAAAUCAAAAUACUUGAAAAAAUCGAAUUUGGCAAAAAUAUAAACUUUAAAUUUAAUCACAUUCGGCUAGGUAUUCAAUAUUAGCUUAAGCUUUCAGCGGCCAUGGAUUUUUCUAUCAUAGGUUAGCAAUAUAUAAUGUUAAAAAUUCAAAAUUUAAUAACAUUUUGGCACACAUAACAUCGAAAUAUUAUGAACGAUUUAUACUUAUAUCAAUUAUUGUGCAAGUGUUGAAAAAUACGUGAAGUUGCUUGCGAAUGGUGUUUGGCUUGACAAAAUGAUUAAAAAAACAAUCUUCAAAAACAAUUCAAAUUAAUUCGAAAAAUCAAAUUAUUUAGGUUUUCUUAUUUCAAUUAGGUAGGACAUAUAUAUAUCUAGUACGUUUGGUUCUUGGAAAGCAAGAUGACGGAAAUGUGGAUACCAACCUUCGGUCUACAGAAUUCGCAAAAAAAACAGCUUCUUUAAUUGUUUUCAUUUGUCUUUUAAAUGAGGUAUCUGAUUUAUAUAGUUUCAUAAAUUAGGUAAGAUUAAUUUAUUCAGUAAAUGUAUGUAAUAUUUUCCAAUCAAUAUUUUUCUUCGGAAAUGACGU
Messenger RNA from Malaya genurostris, 6129 nucleotides. RefSeq names its product protein naked cuticle homolog (gene nkd). Gene Ontology annotation, biological process: negative regulation of Wnt signaling pathway. Bases 1445 to 3964 code for a protein of 839 amino acids. Gene Ontology annotation, cellular component: cytoplasm. The record is from RefSeq and is a predicted model, not a curated record. Lineage: Eukaryota; Metazoa; Arthropoda; Insecta; Diptera; Culicidae. Gene Ontology annotation, molecular function: calcium ion binding. The transcript is spliced from 6 exons.